Dermochelys coriacea (leatherback sea turtle) is the source of this 3871-nucleotide messenger RNA. It is a transcript of the gene NIPA1, whose product is annotated as NIPA magnesium transporter 1. Gene Ontology annotation, cellular component: membrane. The transcript has 6 exons. NCBI's taxonomy places the organism in Eukaryota, Metazoa, Chordata, Testudines, Dermochelyidae. The record is from RefSeq and is a predicted model, not a curated record. Gene Ontology annotation, biological process: magnesium ion transport. The coding region runs from base 1461 to 2279 and encodes 272 amino acids. Gene Ontology annotation, molecular function: magnesium ion transmembrane transporter activity.
GCGGGGGCGGAAGGGGCCGCGCAGAGCCCCGGCCCCGCCGCCGUCUCCGUGGGCUUGAGCGUGGCCGUGGUCUCCAGCCUGGUGAACGGUUCCACCUUCGUGCUGCAGAAGAAAGGGAUCGUGAGGGCGAGAGGACGAGAUUCCAAGACCAGAAGGGACCAUGUGAUCAUCUAGUCUGACCUUCUGUGUAACACAGGCCAUAAAAUGUCCCUAAAAUAAUUCCUACAGCAGAUCUUUUAGAAAAUAUACCAUCUAGAAUUAAAAAUUGUCAGUAAGGGAGAACCCACCAGGACCCUUGAUGCAUUGUUCUAAUGGUUAAUUACUCUCACCAUUAAAAUUUAUGCCUUAUUUCCAUUCUUAAUUUGUCUAGUUUCAACUUCCAGCUAACUUUAUUUGUACCCCCUCUUUGUUCUGGUUCUCUCCUAAGGACACAUAACCACAUAAUUCAGCAUAAUUGGCAAUCUUGUUUUAUGGAGAAAUGCCCACUAAGUAUUAUAAAACCACCAAAAGUUUUUCUUUAUUAUAUAACUGUAAGCCUUAAUGUGAAGUUGGAUUCCUGAAGUAAAAAUGUAGAGCAAUAGCUCACUGUACUGCCCACUUAAAUGUUUCUGACAAAUCAACAUGAUUGUUACAAAUUCACAAUUUGUCAUUUUUUGUGUGUUCUGAAGUCAGUUUUCUAAAGCAUGAUAUUAUUUUGCUAACAGAGUUUUUAUGCUUUGAAUUUAAUCUGUGAGAAAUAGCAAAAUUUGUCUCCCCCUCCCCCCCCAAAUCCUUGCUUUUGGAAUGAUUUCAAGAGGAAACUCAUAGACUCUGGGUUGCACUGUAAUCAGUUACAUGUUGCUUGCAGCAGUCAUUCUUUUUGUAUUUGUGUAUAUAUAUGUAGGGAGCUCUUGUGGAAUAUCUAUUCAAAUUACCAGAACAUAUUAGAUAUGACCUCCAGAAUUUUUUUAUAUUGCUGGUCUAGGACCAGCUCACAUUUCAAGAUCAUGCUGUGUCUAAUGUGUUCGUCAUGGACUCUUUCAUGUAUAACAAACAACUUUCAACUGCAUUACUACCAGCUGACAGCAUGAUCCAACAAGUUUAUUUUGCAUUUUCCACAACUGCAGCAUUUUAAGCCCCUGUACAUGCUGCUGUUUUUACUCCUGAGGGCAUUCUGUGCCAAAAAAUCUGCACCCAAUAUUUUAAAAUUCUGCACGUUUUAUUUGUCAAUAAAUAAAUGCAGAGGCUCCAGCGUGCCAGUGGGGAGCACAGGCUAUUGGCUGUACGAAGGUGGGAGAUCACACUGCAGCCUCUUCAACCCCGGGACAUGGACUCAGUGGUGAGACUGCACCCGACCCUGACACAGCACAAGGCCUGGGUAUGCCCCAGAAACAUCCUGGCGUCCUGCCCCUCUGCACCAGGCACAACAGGUGUGGGACAGGAAGGCUCAACCAGGCAGGAUCCAAGUACGGAACGGCUCAAUGUGGGGUACUUCAUAUUUAACAGAUAUAGUAUGGUGGUCUGGUACUAUUGCAAUGGCACUUGGUCAAAUCGGAAAUUUCUUGGCCUACACUGCAGUUCCAACUGUGUUAGUGACUCCUCUAGGAGCUCUUGGCGUUCCAUUUGGGUCCAUUUUAGCUUCUUACUUACUGAAAGAAAAACUCAACAUUCUCGGCAAGUUGGGAUGUCUGCUGAGCUGUGCUGGGUCUGUUGUUCUCAUAAUCCAUUCCCCAAAAUCUGAGAGUGUAACGACUCAGGCUGAGCUUGAAGAGAAGCUUACAAAUCCAGUGUUUGUGGGCUACCUCUGCAUAGUACUUCUCAUGCUUCUCCUGCUUAUCUUCUGGAUAGCGCCAGCUCAUGGACCCACUAAUAUCAUGGUUUACAUCAGUAUUUGCUCGCUGUUGGGCAGUUUCACUGUGCCCAGCACAAAAGGCAUUGGGCUGGCUGCUCAAGAUAUCUUUUACAAUAAUCCAUCAAGUCAAAGAGCCCUGUAUCUCUGUCUGGUUCUUCUGGCAGUGUUAGGAUGUAGCAUCAUCAUUCAGUUCAAGUAUAUCAAUAAGGCACUGGAAUGUUUUGAUUCAUCUGUGUUUGGUGCCAUCUACUAUGUUGUGUUCACCACUUUAGUCCUGCUGGCCUCAGCCAUCCUUUUUAGGGAGUGGAGUAACGUGGGAGUGGUAGAUUUCUUGGGGAUGGCUUGUGGAUUCACCACUGUAUCCAUUGGAAUUGUUCUUAUACAAGUCUUCAAGGAGUUCAACUUCAAUAUUGGGGAUUUGAAUAAACCUAAUAUGAAGACAGAUUAAAAUCAUAUUUGAGGGGAACUGGAAUGGCUCAGGGAAUGAUACAGAGCCUUCCAUUUCUAGGUAACUGAUUCCAAUAUGAUUGAAGUUGGCAGUUGGCAGUGGUAGCUUGUGUGAAAUGAAUUGGUGGCCUCCAUCCAGUUUUAAUGGACAGUUGUCCACAUACCCAAAAUCACCAUAAUUGACAUUAAUUGGUAUCAUUGCUGAUUGUCUCAGCAGAAAGGCUAAGGAAUGAAUCAGCAUAGAGACUGAUGUAUCUCCUUGCCCCUAAAAGGUGGUCUAUCCAGAAAAGGUUUGAUGACAUUCUGGCAGGCCAGUAUAGGAAAUCUUUACAUUAGACUGCCUGUGAUGUACUCGUUCUGUGAAUAGAGAACAUCAGUUUCUAAUGCACUCAGUCCAGCACUUUUCAUGAAUGGCGUAUGCCCUUUAAAAAAAAAAUUGUAAGCAAAUGGAAUAAUUCUGUUAAUUUCCUUAAAACAGGCAUGUGUUCGCAGUCCAGGCUAUGAAUUGUGAAAAAAAUGUUGAUUUGUGGACUACAGGUUUGUCCUUUGUACAGUAACUGCCUCCACAAUUUGGACUGACACAGGUGAAUGCACUUGGGGAGGCGGGGGGUUCUAAAUUAAGUCAUUGGUAUAGAGUAGUGCAUCUAACCCUUAAAAGCUUGCACUACUUACUUACCAACUGAAACUAGCUCAAAGAUCCAGCUGAAACUAGCAUCCAGAUUACAGGUAUACAUUUUAUUCAUAACUCUUUUAAGUGCAUUAAGACGUACCGCAUUCAUCCAAGAGCUUUUAAUGGUUAAUGGACAGGAAGAGGGUGAAGGACGUGAUGCACAGUCUUCCUGUAUACAUGGUGGGUUAUCCAGUGCCUUUGUAAUCUAAAAAUAUCACUUAAUUUGAAUGUGGUGGUUUCUGCGACCUUGUAACAGGUUAGAAUAAUCCAGUUUUGUUGUCUGUAAUAUUUGGCUGUACUCAAAUUAUAAGCAUGUAAAGCAGACAGAAAGGUCAGAAUAUUUUUGGAAAGGUUUCCAAGCCUGAAGUCAAUACUGAGAUGCUUUGGUGGCUUCUGCGAACAUCUAUAACAUAAUGAGAAGUAACUGAUAAGAGGUCUACUUACAGCAAUCCAGUAUAUAUAGAAUCCAGUUAUACAACAGAAUAUAGGAAACUAUUAAAGUAGUUACUUGACAAAAUUGUUCUUCAGAACAGGAUAAUGAGUAAACGGAUGUGUGUCACUAGAUUACUGAUUAUGAAAUCAGGCUGUGAACUGGCACUGUUAUGAACAAAAAGUUUUUGUGAGAAGUACAGGUGUGAGAUUUCUUCAUUAACUCAGAAGAAUGGGUAAGAUUAUGGUCUUUAGAAAGUGGAGUUGAGUAACCUAGUACACAUGCAUUCAGAUCCAAUAUUUCACAGCUGUGUUGUGGUUCCACAGCAGUAUUUUAAAGGCUUGUGCAAGUGGCCCAAGCCAUGGUACAAUUGGUUUGAAUGACUGGAUUACAGUAUAUGAAUAUGUCAAGGAAUAGGAGAAAUUUACUGAUAUUCACAGAAGGAUGUAUUGAUCUUGUCCUUGGAGUGAAAAUAAUUUUCAUAGUAUAAUGU